CUCUAACACUUUUAAACAAUACCAUGCAUUUUACAUGUGACAACAAGGACUCAUCAAAUCUUAUUGUUAUGACUCACGCAUGGGGAUAACAAUAAAAAGCAAUUAAGCUAGUGUGUAAAACAAAAGAUAUGCAAAGGUUCUUUAUGUCGACAUGAGAUCGUUACACUAGGUUGUAAAACUAGCGUACAUGUAAAGUUACAUUCAGGCGGUACUGUAGUUGUUUUCAUUUUUUUCAAAAACAAUAGACAUGCACAUACUUUUCUGUAGGUAAAAACGUUGGACUCGCAUGGUUUAAAAUGGCUAAUAAAGAUUUGUUGGGUAGUAUAAGAUUCAAGAGGAACUGGAGUUAAAAUUUAACUAAAUUUUUCUAAUUAAUUUUAUUGAAGUUAUAUAUUUAUAUGUAAUAUGUAUAUCUCUAUAAUAAUAGCAGUCACCAGUCUGUUUUCUGUUAGAUAUAUAGUAUACUUAAAGUGCAAUGUAAUCAUGAAUGAUACCCCUGCUAAUGCUUUCCAGCCCACAUUGGGUCAGAUCUUAGAGGAGCCUUCGCCAUUUGUUAAAGGGCGUUUUGACGACUCACUUUUAGAAGAUUAUGCUGUUUUGACAGAACGUGACCUUCUGAAAGCAUUAGAUUUACUUGAUGAGUCAGAACAAGAAGAAUCAAAUGCAGAAAUCUUUACUUUUGAUAAAAGAGAUGUAGACAAUACAGACAAAUGCAACAAUGAAGUUAGCAAAAACCUUAAUAGUGAAUUUGCAUCCCUUCACAAAGAUGCAAAAACAAAGAAUGAAGGAAUUAUUGAAAAGGUCUACUCCAGCAUACCAGAUUUAGACAAGAAAUCUUUAUAUGAAACAGAAGAUCAAGCAGGAGAGGAUAUAGAAAUUCGAAAAUCUGUGAGUAACAAUGUUUCAUAUGUUCUAAAUGAUUCACAAAAUGAAAAUAAUGAUUACUCAGCAAAACACAAUAAAGAUAAUGGAGUGGAACACUUUAAAGUGUGCAGUUUACAUUCUGAUGAAAGUGCUGAAAGUUUUGGUGUUCAUUUUAACUUAGUGGCAGGGCGGAAACUGUUUGCAAAAGCAGUUAAUCACAAAGGCAUGAAUAUUUACUACACACUUUCACAACACCAUGCUAGUGGUCAAUCUGACAAGGAAAUGUUGCCUUCUUUAAGCAUUGUUCUUAGUGCUUUAAAUAUUAAGAAGAAUUUUAGUGGCACCAUUGAACUAAAUAAUGAAUCUGUAUUUCAAGAGUUUGCAUAUGCUGCAAGAAAUUGUGACCUUGAGGUGGACGUUGUAAGUUCCGUUACUGCAGCAGCAGGAAUGGAAUGUUUCAGGCAAGCUGUUAAAGCAUCAACUAUGUCACAAGAUAAUGUUAUUGUCUGUUACUACAUAAGAGAAGCUCCACAACAACACUGCUGUGGCCAUUUUGGAAUUGUUAGUGGUUAUUACAAAGAAAAAGAUUUGAUUCUGCUGUCUGAUGAUGUGCUGCCAACAAGAUGGAUAUCUGUCAGCAUGAUUUGGAAGACCAUGUUUGAUGUGACAACAGAAUCCCCUUCACGUCAAAUGAAGGGAUAUUUUGUCCUUCGAAAACCUGAAAAUUCGCCUGCAAUAACAAUGAGUGUCAAUCCAAAAGUUUCCAUCAAACUAAAAUCCAACAGCGAAGAGUCCCAGAAACUUCUGAGCUUGAAAGAGGAUUGGGAAAAUUGGUUGUCCGCUACACCAAACACGGAUUGCACCGAAGAAAGCAUUUUAACAAACGGAAUAAAUCACGUGAUAGAUUUGAUAAAAAAUGGAAAAUUUGCCGGUGUACAAACUUCCGUUUCCAACGAGAAGAUUAACUUGAGCUAUAAAGAAGGUAGCUUGGUUGAUUCUGUUACCAAAACAAAGGUUUUCCAAGUUGUACAAACAGCACUUUCUGCCUUGCCUGAAGAAGAAUUGGUGAAAAUGACGCAGUUCUCCGAAUGGCUUUUUGAGGAAUUCUUUGUCGCUGGGAAAUCGUUACCAUCAAAGCAGUCCAGCGUUAAGAAGAAGAAGAAAAAGAAAAGUUUAGUUCAAACAAGUGUAAAUGUGAGUUUGUUCAAUAGUUGUGCCAUGCUGAGCACGUGCUUGCUGUUUUGGCCCUAUAACGACCAACAAAAGGUUGGCAGUAAUAAUGCUUUGGUGUUGGAUUUUUUGGGUGAAGAUAUUGAAACAUUGCCGAAAAAGACUGUUGGUAUUUUUCACGAGAAAAUCCGUUUUGUUUUGAAAGCUUUAAAAGAUUCUUGAAAUGGAAAAGAAACCUCUUUUUUCAUGGACAUAUUUUUUUGUUAUUUUUUUCCUAAAGUUAUUUUUAAUUAUACAUAUUACUAUUGAUUACUAGAUUAUUUUUUGUAAUUAUAUUUUAUUCAUAUGGAUAGAGUAAAGUUGGGUGGAUUUUGUGAAAUCAGUAGUAAGAAUGGGGGUAUUUUUGUUCACGCAAUCUCAAGAAAGAUAAGUGGGUGGGGAAAAAUGCUUUUCGAAAACCUUUAGAUAUUGGCAGUUAGUUACCUGAUUGGCAAAAGCUUUUACCCUGGGCUUAAAGCUUUCCCUAAUAAACUUUAUAAUCUACCAUUAAUUUUUUUCAACCUGUCUAGAAAUGUUUAUGAAUUUCACAACUACUUUCUCACUGAACUGUUCCAAUUUCGUUUCUACUCAGGUCAAUCAGCUAUUUUAAUACUAAUUAAAGAACUUCUGACGACAACAAGUAAGGAAAAGAUAACAAGAAAGAAAAUAAUCAAUAUUUUUGAUGCGUUUUUUAAAGCAUGGCAUUAUAAAUUACGAAUGGCAAUAUUUUACGCGCUGUAAUUUUUUUACGACCGAUAAUUUUGAGCUUUUCGAUGAAACUUUUAGGACAAGAAUUGGAUGUCUUGGAUCUUAAAAAUAUUUAGAAAGACGUGUGGCUUUCACAAUAAACAAGCCUCAGUACCAGUCCACUUUAGAUGGUGAACCGAACCGUUUAUUCACUUUUUGUGGUAAUUUUUUUGUUGUUUUAAUGGAAAUGGGUUUUUAUUAUAGUUUAUUGUAGUUUUCUAUGGAAUAAAAAACAAGGCCUCUACGACCGGUUCAUUUAUUAUAUAAAUUUUCCACGGCUUUUAUGGUGUUAUUUUUAUAAAUUUAAUAUAAUAGUUUUUAACAAUUUAUAUUUUUUUAUGUUUUUAAUUUCCAUAUUUAAAGUAUUUACUUGAAAAGAGAGAGAGUGGUAUGUAUAUUUUUAACUGUAAGUGUUGUUACUUCAUCAAGACCAGAACAUUUUUGGUCCUGUUUUUUUUUAUCUGUAUAAUCCGCUGAUUUUACUGUAAUACAUGUUGGUGUUUUA
This is a messenger RNA of Hydractinia symbiolongicarpus, 3325 nucleotides long. RefSeq lists its product as uncharacterized. Gene Ontology annotation, biological process: phytochelatin biosynthetic process; response to metal ion. Bases 406 to 2256 code for a protein of 616 amino acids. The transcript has 3 exons. Gene Ontology annotation, molecular function: glutathione gamma-glutamylcysteinyltransferase activity; metal ion binding. The record is from RefSeq and is a predicted model, not a curated record. Lineage: Eukaryota; Metazoa; Cnidaria; Hydrozoa; Anthoathecata; Hydractiniidae.